GAAUCCAACUUUCCCUUUUUGCGUCAAAAAAAGUUUUUCGGCUGCAUUGAAUCUCAGAUUCACAUGCCAAAAAGCUGAAAAAAAUGUGCACUGCCACACUUCAAUGUUCUUUAUUUCUAUUAACCAGCAGUCCGACGAAAUGCGGAAACAAUGAAUAAAUCAGAGUGAAUGAAAAACUUGACUUGGAAUUUUAAAACUCCUUUUGGUGUUGACGAGGAAUACGGGGCCUUUUUGGGGGAAUCAAUAUGUCGGAUACCAAAACGAAAGACGCACAGACACCUCCAUUGACGUGGAUCGAUAAGCAGGCGAAUUCGCCCUUCCCGAUUUGGGCUCUUUCAGCAGCAUCGUUCGCUACCGUUCCUAUGGCUGUCAAAAACCUGCCAGGCAUGCCGUCCCUUUUGCAAUCAAUGGCUUUUGGUUGUAUAUUUGCUGGAGCAGGGUACGUGACAAAUGUGGGGGAUCCAGAAAACGGUGCAGGAAUCGCAACAGCUUGGUGUCUUUCAUGGGCAUUUUUAAACGCACGAAAGGCCAUUCGAUCAUGUAAGCCUGUUCCUCUGGCUCUUGUCACUCUCGCGGCAACGGAUGCUUUCAUUUAUGGUCGAAAAACGCUGCAGGUCAAUGGAUACAUCUAGAAGGACUUUAACCAUCCACAUUACGCACGCGAUCAUCAUACCUUUCAUUUAAACCCUCGUGUUUUAACUCGUUUAAGAAAAAUCCCGCCAAAAAGCAUACAGCGAAGAAAGAAAGAAAGCAUAGAGAAAUAAAACAAAAAGGAAAAGGAAAAGGGAAAGGGAAAAAAAAGGAAACUAUGCAAAAGGUCAGCAGUCCGCUUCACAAAAAAGGGUACUUUUUUUCGCUCCCUAAUUUUUUUCCCUCUUCCGUUCCAUUGGUUAUCCGUUUUUCUCUUGCUUUUCACUUGUUCCCUAUUCACUCUUCGUU
Molecule: messenger RNA, 939 nt
Organism: Radiomyces spectabilis
Lineage: Eukaryota; Fungi; Mucoromycota; Mucoromycetes; Mucorales; Radiomycetaceae
Product: altered inheritance of mitochondria protein 19
Exons: 6
Coding region: 246-632 (128 amino acids)
Cellular component (GO): mitochondrion
Source: RefSeq, a predicted model, not a curated record